Drosophila ficusphila is the source of this 1380-nucleotide messenger RNA. It is a transcript of the gene Las, whose product is annotated as lipoyl synthase, mitochondrial. Gene Ontology annotation, cellular component: mitochondrion. The transcript is spliced from 5 exons. Bases 87 to 1226 code for a protein of 379 amino acids. NCBI's taxonomy places the organism in Eukaryota, Metazoa, Arthropoda, Insecta, Diptera, Drosophilidae. The record is from RefSeq and is a predicted model, not a curated record. Gene Ontology annotation, biological process: lipoate biosynthetic process. Gene Ontology annotation, molecular function: lipoate synthase activity; 4 iron, 4 sulfur cluster binding.
GUCAAAUGCGUGCACACUAUAUAUUUCAUAAGAUUCGACAAACAAAAUAAAUUUUAAAUUUAUUGAUUAUUUCCUUACUUCUUCAAAUGUACAACAUGUUAAGAGCGUUAAAAUCCCACGCGGAAGCACCCAUAAUAGUUGUUACCCGUGCGGCAUCAACAAAUGCGGAAAAGCUCGAGGAGAUUCGCGAACGUCUGGCUAAGGGACCCAAUUUUCAGGACUUUGUCCAGAACCCGGAAUACUCGAAAAGCGAGUGGGAAAACUACGAGGGAAAGUUGCGUCGCGAAAAGGGCGAAGAACAACGUUUGCGAUUGCCGCCAUGGUUGAAGACCACCAUCCCUGUGGGCAAGAACUACGCCAAGAUUAAGGCCCAGAUGCGGGAGCUCAAGCUUUCCACCGUCUGCGAAGAAGCCCGGUGUCCCAACAUCGGCGAGUGCUGGGGCGGCGGCGAACAUGGAACGCAGACAGCAACAAUUAUGCUUAUGGGCGAUACUUGUACUCGAGGCUGUCGGUUUUGUUCAGUCAAGACGGCACGAAAGCCUCCUCCGUUGGACGUGAAUGAACCUGUGAACACAGCCACAGCAAUUGCCUCCUGGGGAUUGGACUACAUCGUGUUGACCUCAGUAGAUCGCGAUGAUUUACCUGACGGUGGCUCCAAGCACAUAGCCGAAACUGUUCGGGAAAUAAAGGCGCGUAACUCUAACAUCUUUGUCGAGUGUUUGGUGCCGGACUUUCGUGGCAAUUUGGAGUGUGUGGAGACGAUUGCUAACUGCGGCCUGGAUGUUUAUGCGCACAACAUUGAGACGGUGGAGAAGCUCACACCCUAUGUGCGAGACAGACGUGCCCACUAUCGUCAAACUUUGCAGGUGCUAACCGAGGCUAAGAAAUUCAAUCCUAAUCUCAUCACGAAGAGUUCGAUUAUGCUGGGCCUCGGCGAAACGGAUGAGGAGGUUGAAAAUACUUUGAAGGACCUGCGGCAGGCCGGAGUAGAUUGCGUAACCUUGGGGCAAUACAUGCAGCCGACAAACAAGCACCUAAAGGUUAUCGAAUACGUCACCCCCGAGAAGUUCAAGCACUGGGAAGAGCGCGGCAACGAGUUGGGAUUCCUUUACACCGCCAGCGGUCCUCUGGUUCGCAGUUCCUACAAAGCCGGAGAGUUCUUCAUCACAAGCAUAUUAGAAAACCGCAGGAAACGGGAAAAUGCCAAUGCAGACCCCAAGAAAUAAUUGCAAAUCCCUUCUGAUUCGAAAAUUUAGACGCCUACGUACGUAUAUGGAUAUCUUUGGUUUGAGCAAACCAUAGCUUUUUGUGCAAUGUAUAUAUUAGAAGACAAAUUUAUUAUUUUCAAAUAAAUCGAAUUGUUGGUAGCUUUUAAGGAAA